Messenger RNA from Anoplopoma fimbria (sablefish), 10104 nucleotides. It is a transcript of the gene akap13a, whose product is annotated as A-kinase anchor protein 13. Gene Ontology annotation, biological process: adrenergic receptor signaling pathway; positive regulation of canonical NF-kappaB signal transduction; regulation of Rho protein signal transduction. Gene Ontology annotation, cellular component: actin cytoskeleton; membrane. The record is from RefSeq and is a predicted model, not a curated record. Gene Ontology annotation, molecular function: MAP kinase scaffold activity; guanyl-nucleotide exchange factor activity. Lineage: Eukaryota; Metazoa; Chordata; Actinopteri; Perciformes; Anoplopomatidae.
GAGUCAGCUCGCAGCCGUCGUCAUCCAACAGACCCAGGCGUCCAGGGACAUGAAACUCAAUCCACAGCAAGCUGCACUCUAUGGCCGGUGUGUAAUCACGGUGCAGCUCUCUGAUGAGGAGCUGCCUGCAGACGAGGAGGGCGUCGACUACUUCCUGCUGUUUGCUGGCAGCACACAGAGGCACCUGACCAGCACCCUAAGGAGCAGUCAUGAUACCUUGCAGGCCCUGUGUCCCGCUCAUGACUGUUGCGAGGAGGUGUUGGUCACCUUGUGCUCAGCCAGCCGAGGCGUCCCCGAGUCCCCCGACGACCUAAAGCCCUGUCUCGGUGGCGUGGCUCCAUUGGCCGAGCAUCGAUUCAGCUUUGUCCAGGAUUUGGCUUUCGACAUGGCCCAGUUCUUGGUGAGCACGGCGGGCAGGGCCGACGGCCUGGACGGAGCGCUGCUGCUGGACGAGUGUCAGAUCCCCCUGCAGGAGUGCGAGCGUCUGGACGAGAGCCUGGCGCUGGCCCUGCACCACCUCGCCCUGCCUCCGGGAUGGAGCUUACUGGGGAACCAGCUAUCCAACAACACUGACCUGAAUCCUCAGGAGACUCUGCUGCACUUCUCAGCGCGUCGAGGCCUCUUUCGGGUGACGUGCUUCUUGCUGCAGCAGGCCGGAGCAGGGGAAGCGCUGCGAUUGGCCAACAGACAAGGCCACACCCCCUCCGCCGUCGCAGCCCUGCGUGGACACGAACGCCUGCACGAGCUCCUCACGCAGGCCGAGACGGACAAAGGGACUGAGACUGUCCAGCUGGUGUUCGCGGACGCCCGGGUUGUCUGCCACCUCCCCAGGCUGAACACGCACACUCUGACACUGAGCAACCGCCCGGGCCAUGACCCCCCGACCCUCCGGAGGAGCGUGGAGCAGCUGCUGCACUUGAUACACCAUCUCCAUGCCAAGGGAGUUUCUGCACUGGAGCUGAAGUUUGAGUCCCUGCACACGGCCGCCGAAUGUUGUGAUGGUGCAGAAACAGAGAUAACCUGUCCGGAGCGACUACAGCUGCCUGUCACGGCGUCAGAGUGCCUGGAAGCAACAAGUGGAGGGAGCUGGGUGGAGAACUGCUCCGUGGAAAGCUGCGGCGGCGCUGAUUGUGGACAUGGUGGGGCUGGGAAGGCGGAGAGGGACUGGAGUUUGUCUGUGAGCGCUCCAACGUCAGAAGUGAGGCCCCGGGAGCAUGGCCCCGGCACCCCAGCGGACUGGGCGUGUCUCGGCACAAACACUGGGAGAGAUUGCUGCCAGGCUGAGCAUGAGGAAAGGGAGCAGCCCGUGGUUUCCACACGGAGUUUGAGUCCAUGUGACAGGAGUGAAGGAGCGCAGAGCGGGGAGGAAGGGGAGAGCCUCACUGUGGGAAUCCCACCGCCGGCAAACGGUGAUAAGCGGGCAGAGGAAACUGAUAGAGAGGCUGUGAUCUGGGAAGGACAGGAGGCCACGAAGGGAGAGGACAGAUCAGAACAGGAAGCAGAGGAGGACAGCACAGCUACAAGGAGGGAGGAGGAGACCGGCACAGAGUCAACAGAUCUAAUAAAGCACUGCGGAGUCACAAAGGCGUCGGUCAUGGGCCAGUCACCGUCAUCAGAGGCCUUAGGGCUAUCCGACACCUCUGAUUCUGAAAUGAAGGAGUGCUCUCAGGAAGGAGGUUCGAGUGGGAGACCAAGCCAGGAGCUCUGCGACGGACUCUCUUUCCAGGAGGAGAAGGCAGAGAGUGAGGGGUUAACAGAGCCUCUGUCAAACCUAGCGGGCCUCCCCAACCCACCGCCGAUAGACUGCAGUGAUGUAAUUACGGAACCUGAAUCCGCUGUUCCACAUCUCCUGAUAGAAGGCCUCCACGAGGGGGAACCUCCGCCAGACAUAAACAGCCUGGAACAAAACCAGGAAACAGCUGGCAGGGAUUACGACACAGAGCAGCCGGGGGGCUCGGCUCCAGAAACUGGGAACUGUACUGGAACAGCGAGUGGUGAGGAGUUAGACGGUGAAGACGCAGCAGAACCUGGACCUGGAUGCGGUAUUGAAAGCACCAGUUUGCCCAUGGAGGAACCUGACACUACAGCGGAUUGCCGGACUGCUGGUAACUCCACUGAAGAUCCGUCACCUGAAAUGACGCCCAGCUCCGGCGACAGACCGGCUGUUCCCGAUUCUGGGGCGACCCACGUCAUCUCCAGCGACGACGAUGGCAGUUUCCGGUCAGUCGGAAGCUCCACGACGGAUAUAUUUCACCCCACUCUUGACAAUGUUGGUAUGGAGGAUCAGGACGUGCUUCAAACCAGGAUAGCAGAUCUGUCCUCAACAGGAUUCACGAUGGAGGAACCAAACGAUUCAAAACCGGCGGUAAGGGAGGAAGACACACUAAUUGUGGACGGGUCCUCCCCUGCCAGUGAACAAACAGUGAGAGAGUGCAGCCAGGCUGGCACUGAGCCUGAGUCACAACUGUCACCAAGCCUCAACACAAUGGAGGCUUUGAAUCCUGAGGGGACAGGAGAGAAACUCGCCCCAGAACUUCCCAGAGAGGAUCCGUCGCUAGGUCAGGUGUUGUCAGAGAACGGGGACGCCGGUGACUCUGAGCUAAACACAGGGACUGAGCAUUUGGCAUUAGAGCUCAGCAAUAGGGUUUUAUUAGAACCUGGUCCCGCUGUCGCAGAAGGGAGCGAAGCAAAUGACCCGGUUGAAGGAGGCUAUCAGUUCACAGAGACCUGUGACGAAUCUGCAGUGGCCUCAGCUGAAAAGAGCGGAGACCCGCAACCCGACCAGGAUAAUACCGAGAUGACAGCGGAUGAGAGGUCACCCGGUGAGGAUUGGAUCAUUGCGUCUUCUUCGCAAGGUGCCGACGCCUUUGAAGGAGAACCACCUUCUCCUUGUGAUGAGGACCAGAUUACUGAAAACCCAGAGACUCCCGACGCAGUGGACGGAGCAUCGCAAGGCCCCGACGGUGCAGUUCAAGAGGUGGAAGCCAUCAUGUCUGGAGGAACAGUAAUUGGUGCAGGGGAGGAAGAAAAUCACCUCCCAGAGGAAACAGACGUCUCCAUGAUCCACCGAGACAGAGAGGCGUCGUUCCAUCAGCCCUGCAACACUCAGCACUCAGGAUCCUCACUGUCUUCAACCUUCCCCAGUUUGCCCAGUAGAACCAGCAGUGCCACCAGCUGUCCCUCCACAGCUCACAGAGACUCUGGCAGUGACAUUGAAAGCCUCCUGAACGCAGAGCCAGGAUAUGACAGCAUCUUCAGAAAGAACGAUGAACCAGUGACAGGUGGAGACAGUGCCAGCGAGGUCUCCGUCUCCUGUUCCUCCACAGACGACACCGCCAGCGUCGGCCCGUCCAGCUCCAGUCCCGAGGGCAGCCGGGGCCUGGAAUGCAGCUGGAGCCCAGAGGAGGCUGGGGCUCCGAUCGCUGCAGGACAGGACAGUGGGGGAGGAGGAGGAGCAGGAGAAGCUGAAGAAGAAGCCAAGGAUAGAGUGACGGAGGUGCCGCUGCGCUCCAGUAUCCUCCGGAACAGCAUCCGCUCCCUGUCGCCCCUUCGCCGCCACAGCUGGGGUCCCGGAAAGAACGGAGGAGACGCAGAGAUGAACCAGAGGAGCUACAGCCUUGAAGGGCUCAGUGGGGUCCAGGAAGAGCUGAGGGGCCCCACCACUCAGGGGCCCCGAAUCCUGGAGCCUUCCAGGAUGCCCCGGCAUGACAGCGAUGACAGGGGCUCCCUAGUGUCUCUGACAGAGGAGCAGGAGGAACUGGGGCAGCAUGGCAGACUACACGACCUGAAAUCAAGGCGGUAUCGUCCUCUGCGAAACAGCUGUCCUCCCAUGACCCUGCCCCUCACCAAGUCUGUAUCCAUGCUCGCCAUCAGCCAGAGAGACGUUGAUGGUAUGAGUUCGUUUUCCAGCGCCUCUGGGUCACUGGCAUACAGUAUAUCAGAGGAGGAGCCGGGCCCUCUGCGGAGCGACACCGAGGGAAAGAGCGUGACCAAAGUCAGCCGGACUUUCAGCUACCUCAAGAACAAGAUGUACAAAAAGACCAGGGAAAAAGAGCGCGACAAAAAGGACAAGGACAAGGAGGGCAAGGAGAAGGACAAGAAGGCCAUCAACGGUCAUCUAUUCACACCUGUCAGCUUGGGCCCAGCAGCCCAGUGCUUCCAGUGCAAUAAGGCUUUCAACAACAAGGAGGCUUUCCAGUGCACUCACUGUAAUGCCUCCGUCCACAAGAGCUGCAGGGACAGCCUGCCUGUUUGUGCCAAGGUGAAGAUGAAGUUACCCAAACAGCAGUUUGCAGUACCAGAUUCAAGCUCUUUCCCUACAGUCACGAUGAGGAACAAAUCUGGCGGGACAAGGGAGCGCCCCUGGUCCGCCAUCUUGUCCCCAGAAGACCAUUCUUCCCUGAUGAUCGCAUCACGGAGACACACCAGCAUCAUGUCUUUCCAUGGCAACAACCUCUCCAAGAGUCUCUCCAUAAGCAACAUAGCUGGUCCGGUGUUCGACGACAUGCCCAUUAAAAGCCGGCGGUAUCUCUCCCAGUCCACCGACUCCCUCAACAGAACCAACCAGGUCACAGAGUCCAUGGAAUCGCUCACUGAUGAAGGGACGGAGAUGAUGGACGGCCAGCUGAUGGGGGAGUUUGAGGCAGAGGCCAAGGAGCUGGAAGCUGACUCGUGGAGUUUAUGUGCCGAGCAGCAGUACCUUCAGCAGCUGGACAAGGAGGUGGCGAAGAGACAGGACGUCAUCUAUGAGCUGAUGCAAACGGAGAUGCACCACAUCCGGACGUUGCGCAUCAUGUCCGAGGUCUACAGCAAAGGCCUGCAGAAGGAGCUGCAGCUGGAGCUUCAGACGGUGGAGAAGCUGUUCCCCGCUCUAGACGAGCUCCUGGACCUCCACACGCAGCACCUCCUCCGCCUCCUGGAGAGGAAGAGGGAGAGCCAGCUGGAGGGGGGAAGCUCGGAGGGAGGCUUCAUCAUCAACAGGAUAGGGGACAUCCUGGUCAGCCAGUUCUCAGGGUGCAACGGCGAAAGCAUGAAGAAGGUUUACGGAAGAUUCUGCAGUCGCCACAACGAAGCUGUGAACUUCUACAAGGACCUCCUGACCAAAGACAAACGCUUCAAGGCCUUCAUCAAAAAAAAGAUGAGUAGCAGCAUUGUGCGGAGGCUUGGUAUCCCAGAAUGCAUCUUGCUGGUGACCCAGAGGAUAACAAAGUACCCGGUGCUAAUACAGAGAAUGCUGCAGCACACUAAAGAAAGCGAUGAAGACCAUGAGGACCUGACGGACGCUGUCCGGCUGGUGAAGCAAGUGAUCGCUGCGGUCGACAGCAAGGUGAACGACCACGAGAAGCGGCGCCGACUGAAGGACUUUCACGGCCGCAUGGACAGCAAGUCCAUCAUGAUGACCAAGAGCGGCCAGAUCUUUGCCAAGGAGGAUCUGCUGAGGAGGAGGCUGAUCCACGACGGAGUGCUGCAGCUGAAGAACGUCCAGGGGAGACUGAAGGAUGUUCAUGCUCUGCUGCUAUCGGACGUCUUCGUCUUCCUCCAAGAGAAAGACCAGAAAUAUGUCUUCGCCAUGAUGGACCAGCGCUCCACGGUCAUCUCCCUCCAGAAGCUGAUCGUGAGGGAGGUGGCCAACGAAGAGCGCGGCCUCUUCCUCAUCACGGCGGGCAUCGAGAAGCCGGAGAUGAUGGAGGUCCUGGCCAGCUCCAAGGACGAACGCAACACCUGGAUGCAGCUCAUCCAGGAGGCCAUGCAGUCCAUGGAGAAGGAUGAGGACGAAGGGAUUCCCAGUGAGACAGAAGAUGACAAGAGACAAAUGGAGACGAAAGCCAAGGAGAUGCGAGAUCUGUUGAGGCAGAAGGACACAGAGAUCAUGUCCCUGCUGGAGGAGAAGGUGCUGCUCUUCAGGGGGAUGUGGGAGGGCCUGAACCCAGGAGAGGAGGUCUGCCGGCAGGUCCAGCCUUUCUUCAGGUCGGCCAGCAGCCUGGAGCCACCCAGGGGGGCGUCCAUUAUGUCAGACGCCCUGCAGGAAGUGGAGACGCUACAGGGGCUGGUGAACGGCAGCCUGGGCGGGGCGAUGGCCAGCGUCCAGGAGGGAGGGGGAUCGGGGCCGGUGUGUUUGCCCCGUCGGGCGGAGACCUUCGGGGGCUUCGACAGCCACCAGAUGCACAGCAGUAAGAGUGGAGAUGGCGACGAGAGCGAGGAUACUGCCGGAGAUCUGCGCAGGACGGAGUCCGACAGCGUUUUAAAGAAGGGAGGAAACGCCAACCUGCUGCUGCUGCUGAAGAGGAACAGUGAGCAGGUCCUCAGCAGCGUUUCCAAUCUGCACCUCCUGCUCAGCACCCUGCAGGCGGUGGUGGUCCAGCAGGACAGCUUCAUCGAGGACCAGCGGCAGGCCCUGAGCGAGCGCUCCUCCUCCACCUCCUCUUCCUGCACGUCGCUGUCGCGGCCGUCCUCGCGGCCCAGCUCGCUGAUCGAACAGGAGAAGCAGCGCAGCCUGGAGAAGCAGCGGCAGGAGCUGGCCUCCCUGCAGAAGCAGCAGGCGGCUCACGCCGACGAGAAGAGGAGGCGGGAGAAGGAGUGGGAGACGAGGGAACAGCAGCUGACGGACAGGGAGGGGCAGGUGCACGUACAGGCGGAGGAGGUCCUGAAGCGGCAGAAGGAUCUGGAGGAGGAGAGGCAGGGCCUGCAGAGUAGGAAGGAGGAGUACCAGAGAGACCUGGAGCGGCUGAGGGACGCCCAGAGGAAGCUGGAGAGGGACAGAGAGGCCGUGCAGCGGCAGCUGGACAAGAUGGAGGAGCUCCACCUGUCUGAGGGGAAUCCCUUCACCACGUCGGAUGAAUCCCAGUUCCGUAGCAGCUCCCUGUCUCUGGAGCUGGACCCACCGGAGCUCUCCCCCCUCCUCUCCUCCUCUUCCUCCCUGCUGAGGCUGCAGCCCCAGCGGUCUAAGCCCAAAGGGAAAGGCCUCAAUCCCUUCACCUCGUCCUCCACCAACCUCAAAGGCGGCGAUGCCAACAACCAGAUCUCAAAGAGCCUGCUGCAGCUGGCCAAGAACAAGAGCAAAGAGGGGAAGGAGAAGGAGAAGAAGAAGAAGAAGGGCAAAGGGGGGAGCACGUCGGCAGCAGACCCCUCACACCUCGGGGAGCCUCCUCUGGAUGGAGAGAUCUUCUUCUGCUGAGAGACGUGGCUCUACUCCUCCUCCUCCACCUCAUCAACCCGUCACCAUCCAUUCAGGAGAAAUGUGUUACUGCUGAGUAGUAAUACAUUCAUCUGCAUAUGUAAUACUGCAGUGUACUACCAGGCUUUUUGGCACCUUUAACAUCACCUUGAAAAUACUUUUAUUCUCCCAAUCGUAGCAAUUUAACAGAACAUGCAAGAAAAAGACAGACAAAUAGAUUAAAAUCCACUGCUUUAGGCCCUGGAGAGACAAAUAUUUGAAGGAUUCUGUUAUGGCUUUCAAGUAGACAAACAUACUUGUAGUACAUAUACAAAUAGGCGACGUGGAAUAGCAGCACAUAUCAGGGUAUUUGGUUUCCUUUUCCAAAGACACAACAGUGACGUGAUUAAUUUCUUCAUUUGGAAGAAUUCUGAAUUUGUGAGCAUCAAAUCAAAGCGUUUCACAGCAGACCGCCCUCACAAGCUCUGCCAAGUAAGUCUCGGGCUCCACUGCCUUUCAGUCUUCAGUGUUUGUUACGGACCCAGCCUUUCAACGGUCCGUCCCGGUGUAAAGUUUCGCACAAACACACACAGACGAUACCCAAAAGGCCGCUUGGAAACAGAAAUGAAUGCCAACGAGCUCCGUGUGGAACUGGAAACCCAUCACUCCUGAUCAUCUAUUCUUGACAAUUAAUCAGAAGACUGAAGCCUCAGAGGAAAACCUGCCUAAACCAAGUGUCCUGGUAUCAUGUCUCAAUCAAAAAACAAGUCCAGGGUUUUCAGAGUUUCAGUCAGAAAUGCUUCAGUACGGAUCCACAUUCCUUUACUCACUACUUGAAAAGCAGAUUUGGUUACGUCUACUAAUUUAGCUUCCUGUUAGUACUUAAAAUGGAAUUGAAAUACCUUCUUUAAUCUUCUCUAAAUACUUUAUGCCAUCAAUCUUGUUCCCUGGUUCGGUUUUAAUUUAUUUGAAUAAUGGAUAUCUCCAUUUUUGAGUGAAACUCUUCAGAUGCGUGCGUCUCCUUUUUCCAGACUCGCCAUCGAUGAAAGGAAUGAGACAUAUCUUCUGGCGUCUAAUGGAUCAAUUCAUAUCCUUUAGUGUGUUUUAGAGCCAUGGAUGGAUAUUAGCUUGAUCCCUGCUUUAUCUCCCUGUCAAUGAGCUUUUAUACAGAGCUCAGCUCUCAUCCCAGCACCGACGAGUGGAGCUUUCCUUUCUUUUCUUUUUUUUAAUUGCAUGUAACUCUGCAGGUAGCAUACUAAUGGCUGCUGUGCGUUAAAGAGUUCAGCGGUUCUGAUGAUAGACUCUGUGGAAGCACACGGCUGACGCUUUCAGAAUGAUGGAGGCUGUUAAUCUGGGGACAAAGCAGCUGGUUAGAGGAAAUAAACGCACCAAAAUGACGCUCUGUUUGGACUACUAAUUAUAAAAUAAACCCCUGCUCAGUCUGAUCAUUUCAAAUCAACACUCAUCAGUGUUGUGAAGCACUUUGGUCCAAAUAUGUUCAUGCAUUCUUUUGUUAUCGGUGUGAGAUAUCAAUCAAGGAGAUCUUUUUAUUAUGUUUUUUUUUUAAUCAAGGGCACUGAUGCUCAUGAAAAGCAGCGAUGAUCCAAAGUGAGAUAAAAAGUACAUAAAAGACGCUACAUUUUGUGAGCGUUAAUUAAAAACAGGGGACGGUAGCUUUUAUGUAAUGUUUCCACGGUGACCUGUCAUAACUUUUGAACCCUGUGUUUUAACCCCACUAAACCCAGAUUGUGGGCCACACACACACACACACACACGCUACCUGCUGGACAGGUAGGAAGUAAAAAACAAAUAAGAAGUUUAAGAACAGAAAAGGAGCAUUUGGCAGUGAAUUACAGAGCAGCACCACUGAACUGCUUUCUUGCUGCCUGUUUUGUCUCGUGUUUUAAGGGCUUGUCUGUUAACUGUGUUGAGGAUUUGACUUCAUGUCCGGACCUGUUUUUUAUUCUAGUGUGUCUUCUAAGAGGCUUACGGGGCCAGCCAAUUAGUUGCUUCAUGUCUUUUGUUUAUGGCUUUCUGGUGUAAUCCUGUCAAAGGAACAGAGAGGAAUGGGCUCCUUGUUUUGUUUCCCCGGUUGCUUUAGGUGUGUUUUGACCACUAGGGAGCACUGCACCUAUGACUAAAUGAGUUCCCUCCCCUCACAAAACAACAACAAAAACUAGAAAGUAUGAAAAUAUGUAUUAUUUUUUAACAUAUUCUACCUGCUGCGAGAAAUUGACAUAUUUUUCUCAGCAGGUCAUUGCAGUACAGAGAUAAUGUGAUGAGAGUGGGCUCUCACGCUCUGCGACAUUUUCCCCCACUGCAUUUGGAAUUGACUGGCGAAACAAACAAGUUGUCAGAGAUUGUAAUUGGUUAUUCUGUGAAACCAGUCAGCAGCAGCUUUAAUGUGUGAAAAUAAAAAAACAACACCGGUCGGAGGGAGCGACCGGGCAGAACCACAAACCUCUCUCUGUAAAGGACAAUCAGCAGACACGAGACAGGAAACUCCCUCCCCGAUGAUGAUGAUGAUGAUAAUGAUGAUGAUAGUGAUGAUGAUGAUGAUGAUGAUGAUAGGGCUGUCCAUGAGACGAGUGUGUCCAUCAGGUGAACCCUGCGUAGCCUUAAAUCCUAAACGAUAAAAUGCACUAGAGUAGAGCCGAGUGCUUCUCAGGAGAGAGAUCAUUUUUACCUCUGCUUUGAAACGAAGGAAGAGUUUUUGCACCGUAAAAGUGGUGCAGAUGUGCUUCAUUCCCAACCAUGUAAAAAAAAAAAAAGGGCAAAGACAAAUAUGUAAAUAUGAUUUAUGUAUAAAACAAAUCAAAUGUACAAAAAAAAGAAGUUUCAUUUGUGAUCUAUUGCAACAUUUUGUAAGAAUGUUUUAUUUAUGUUUUAUUCUCACCCAUUGGGGUGAUGUAAAGUCACAUUUCUCUCAUAAUAAAUAAAAAAAAUAAAUC